UGAGGAUGAGGGGAAAAGGGAGGAAACCAGGUACAGAGAUUUAUUUUCUCUAAAAGAGGCUUGGGAGGAAUGACUUCUCUACAUAGAGCAGCCCUUCCCACAGACUCCAGCCCUGUCUAAGUUUCCCAGGAAACCAAGAAACGAAGCUUCCGGAAAGCAUAAGACAGAUUUGAAAGGAGAAUUCUGACUCUCCCAAGUCUCCUGGUUCAGUCUAAGGGUCAGGAAAGCAUUCCAGUGUCCAGACCUACACACAAAAUCCUCCCUCUCUCAGGACAGCCAGGACAUGCCACCUAAGACCAAAGAAAAAGGAAGGAAAGCUGGAGCACAGAAGAAGAAAAAGAACUCGAGUGCUGGGCAGAUGUGGAGGCCGAGGCCAAGCACAGGCUGAUGGUGCUGGAGAAGGAACUGCUUCUGGACCACUUGGCUCUGCGGAGGGAUGAGGCCCGCAGAGCCAAGGCUUCUGAAGAGUUGCUAAAGCAGAGGUUGCAAGGGUUGGAGGCAGAACUCAAAGAGGCCCGAAGUGAAGAGAAGGCCAUCUAUGCAGAGAUGAGCCGCCAGCGCCAGGCCAUACAGGAGGAGUUGGAGACCCGAAGCAAGCACCUAGAAGAAGAAGUAAGGGGUCUUCAGGAGCAGCUAGAGAUGUGCCAGAAGGAGGCUAAGGCUGCAAGGGAAGAGGCUGAGCAAGCCCUCAGAGAACGGGACCAGACCCUGACUCAGCUUAGGGCCCGUUUGGCAGAUGUGGAGGCCAAGUACGAGGAAAUCUUCCAUGGCAGCCUGGACCAGCUCUUGGCCAAACUGAGAGCUGUUAAGCCUCGCUGGGAUGGGGCCGUGCUGAGACUCCACACCAGGCACGAGGAGCAGCUGCGCCAAUUUGGCCUCAACCCUCUAGAUCUUUGAGGCUGCCAACCUCUACUCUCUGAGACCCAGCAAUAAAGUGUUUUGAUGUUGAACCCAA
Sciurus carolinensis (gray squirrel) is the source of this 955-nucleotide messenger RNA. RefSeq names its product coiled-coil domain containing 153 (gene Drc12). The coding region runs from base 388 to 897 and encodes 169 amino acids. Lineage: Eukaryota; Metazoa; Chordata; Mammalia; Rodentia; Sciuridae. The transcript has 6 exons. The record is from RefSeq and is a predicted model, not a curated record.